Molecule: messenger RNA, 3578 nt
Organism: Prorocentrum cordatum
Lineage: Eukaryota; Dinophyceae; Prorocentrales; Prorocentraceae
Source: the annotation of a GenBank genome assembly
GCCAGAAGUUGGAGGUGAAGUCUUCUUCGGCCAAGCUGUCAGGCAUCGAUGGAGUUCCGAAUCCAUCACUGGGUUUGGGCAAGUUACCGUUGAACCUGGACGCGCUGCCCAACUCGAGUUUCACGAUGGAUAUGCUCGGUGGCAGCGGCAGUCGAUGCCCUCUUCUGAUGCCUUUGGAGACGAUGAUCAAUAACACCAUGGGCCUUCUCACCGGCAUCCUACCAAAUCGAGACGGAGUCCUUAUCAUCAACACCUUGGACGGCCUCGGGAACAAGGUGAGGCCGACCUGCUACGUGAGGGCUCUCUACACGGACUCCGGCCACUACCUGUUUCCGAUCGACGACCCGCAGGCUGGCACUGGUCGCGAGCGAGAUCGACUCAAGCAGGCGGUGAAGGCUUACAUGGCGAAAGUUUUAGAUGAGGACACACCCAAGAGCACCACGACAGUUUUGGAUACGGUACUGAUGGCAAACACAGACAAGGACGACAAGCAGAUCGAGGCCCAUCAGUCACUGGACACCGGCAUCUAUGUACCUGACUCGCAUGGUGGCAUGCACAGCGGGAAGAAGGAGACGCUUGCCUUGUCCAAUACAUUGGACGCCGGCAGCUAUGUACCUGACUCGCAACAAGGUGGCAUGCCCAGCGGGAAGAAGGAGACGAUUGCCUUGUCCAGGACUGGAGCAACGGAGCUGGAUGCAACCAAGAACGAAGAAGCACAGACCUCAGAGAGUAGAAUGAGAGUGAGAUCGGAGGUCUACAAUGCCAUCAGCACCAACACCGACACGAUCUACUUGGACAGCAAGGAUUACUACAGAAGGUGGCGAACUUUCAAAGCAUCAAGAUGGACUGGUGUCAACAUGUGGCCCAAGAAGAUGGACACUAACAAAGCCAAGCAGCUCGACACGGGCUAUCGGGCCAUGCCGGAGGAGUUCUACUUCGAGAGUCAACUACCUGUUGUGACACCCGAGAACCUGGAGAGCUGGAUGGAGCACAUGAGCAUCUUCCAUGUGGACGUACAGGAGCGCAUGUCCGGCAGCAGCAGGUUCUCUCGGCGAGCAUCACUGCAGGGUCUCAUGGUUGGCUUUCCUGUGGACUAUCGAUAUGGCUGGGACAUGUCUGACAAGCACCACCAGAGGUUGCUGAGCACUUUUCGCGGCAAAUGCCACAUCGGCACAACCUUGUGGGCACCUACCUGUCAGCCAUGGUCCAUUGCCAGCAGACACAAGGAUCCGGCUGCUCUGGAAAGCGAGAGAAGAUCACAGGCACCAGCUAUCAUCUUCAUGCUGAAUGAUAUCAAACAGACAGCGGACACCGAGCAGCAGCAUAUCGUUGAGAAUCCACACAACAGCGAUUUCUGGAGCAAGUCUGACUACACAGGCGUGGUCGACAUGAACAUCGUGAGGAGCUACGCGGCAGACCAGUGCUCAUUCGGUGCGACCAACGAGCUCGGUGAACCAAUUCGGAAACGGACACGACUGGAUUCUACAUUUUCCCUGAGAGCGAGCACGCGACAUUGCAGAUGCAAGGUGCCUCACGGACACUUGACUGGCGCAGUCGACGGCAUCAAGCGCACAGCCAAGGCGGCAGUCUAUCCAAAGAAUUUCUGUGAUGCCAUUGUGAAGGACAUCAUCAGGGUCGUGAGGCACCAGAUUCACUGGGGGUGCGAGAGGUGCCGGCUCGGCAACAAGACGGACGCAGAUCACACUCGCAAGCCGGGCAACUGCAGGAUGGCACCGCGCAAGGAGAAGAACCUCAACCUGUACCGGGAGCUCCGGGUGUUGAGAAAGCGGAUCACGAGCAAGCAAAGGGUGGAGGAGCCAGGGAUUGCUAUGAAGAAGUGGUACGACGUCAAGCCCAACUUCGAUCUCAGCAAGAUGGUCUCUCGCCUGAAGGAGGCUACCGACAAGAAGGAGAUCUUACGGUUGUUGCUGGGUUUUCACAUCAGGUUCCGGCACGCGCCCGUGCCGGACAUGGUGAUAUUCCUCAAGAGUGCAGAGUGCUGGAACAAGACGCUGGCCGCAGUUAUCACAAUGGUCUGUCUGGCCUGUUCUGUGCGCAGGGACUUGGCCAGACCUUUCACAAAACCACGAGCUGGAAUCACAGUACCACUACGCUUCAACCACAGAGUUCAGCUAGACUUGUUUUUCAUGUGGGACAAGGUGUGGCUUCUGGUCAUAGACGAACUAUCCAGAUACAAAGUGGCGGACAUCGUCGCAGAUCGCACGCCCAAGGAGCUACUGACUACUUUGAUGAGGUCAUGGAUCAGAUAUUUCGGGCCCGUGCAGAUCAUGGUUCUGGACCAGGAAGGCGGCCUCGUCUCAGAACUUUCUUCCAGGACGUGCGACAAGCUGAACAUCAAGCGACGAUAUGCCGGCACCGACGACCACACAAUGACUGGUCUGGUGGAACGUUGGAUUCAGCUGGUUCGGCUCUGUGCCAUGAAGCUCAAGCGCACUUGCACCACGCAGGGAUUCGAGGUCUCGGACACGGACUUAGUUCAGGAGGCGGCCAUGGUCUCCAACAGUAUGGUCAGCUAUGGAGGUCAGACGGCGACGCAAGUGGUCUUAGGCUUCACACCCAACGACUACUACGACCUCGAGGCCACCACGCUGGACUCCGCGCAGAGCGCCGACGUGAGCUGCCCUGAUCCGUUCGAGGCAGCUGUCAGGCUUCGUCUCCUUGCGAAGUCAGAGAUGGCACGAGCGAUCGUUGAGGACAGAGUUGCACGAGCUAACAGGACACGCGUUCAACAACACGGACCCGAACAGGAGCUGAAGGUCGGAGAGUCCGUCGACAUCUACAGAGUACCAGACCGCAAAGAUCAGCCAGGUUGGCGCGGCCCGGCUGAGCUCGUCAAGAUCUCGGAGGGCACGGCAAUAGUUGUCUGGAACGGAGUACCCUACAUCCUGCCGGUGCGGUACCUCAGGAGACACUUGGUCGGCUUCCUAACUUAUCAGGCAACCAACAUCUCCGAGCUCAAGACGGGCGACCAGCAGAUGCUCAACACCCUGGGCAGGCUGAUGGACAUCGUGGACGGCAGCAUCUAUGGACAGGUGACACGGCUCGGCAGGACAAUCACACAGGAUGGUCAGGUCAAGUGCUCAUUUGAUGCCAAGACACUGGUAAAUCUUCAGCCCUGGAAGUUGAGCAUGAUGACGUACAGAACGAUAUUUCACCUAAAAGGUUUGGACGGCAUCUUGUACGGCACGUCACUACGCAGGGUACCACCACUACAUGCAGUUCGGUUCGGCUUACUUGUCUUGUGGGAACGAAAGGAUCGCUCCAACUACAUGACCUACGAGAUCGACCCGAGCAAGGGCGUGACAGUUGGCAGUCUGGUAAGUUUCAAGUGGGAGAAUACCUCGUUCAUGAUGUACUAUUCGAUACCAUCACAGUUGGACCCCUUCCUGGACGAGCACCACUUGCCAGACAUGAAUGACCUGUCUCGCAUCGAGCCAGUACUCGACGUGAACCGUGACGUUCAUGACAUGAUAAGUUUGCUUCCCGACUUGGACGACUGGAUGGAUCAGGACGUCAUGGCCGACACACAGCCAGUGGAGAAGAGUCAACUGGAUCAG